AUGACUCCGUGGCCCCCUUCCCAAAACCCUGCCGGGCUGCCACGAUUUCUUUCUAUCCUUGCGAUAUACCUGCUUUCCCUGUGGUCUGUGACCAAUGCGCUUGCAACUCAACCUCAAAGGCCCCUCGGGGAGUCCUUGCCUGCAGAGCAAGGAUCAUUCGAGUACUUUGAAGAUGUAUUGGGCGGGACCGAUCUCGGAGAAAACGAUGCGACGGUUAUCUCGUGGAGCGGGGAAGCUCCUGCUCAGACAUUACAAAAUCUGCUUGACGCAUUGAAUGUCAUGCAGGAUAAAUACUUCUGCUUGUGGCUUGGUACUUGGCCUAGUAGUAUUGACUGGACUGCUGCUGUUCUUGGGACGCAUGUUGGCGCGGCAUUGUCUUCCUUUACUUCCUCUUACGGCCCGGGUGUUGAUGCAGAGCAAGCACGCGACUACUCUUUUCUCGCGCUCGAGAAUACCGUCAAUCAAUUCUUUAGCCAUCUGAAUACCUUCUACUUCGGUGAGAAUGCCUUUGGUUUACGGAAUCAAGCCUACGAUGAUAUGCUCUGGGUGGUACUGGAUUGGCUGGAGAAUAUUAAAUUCCAAGACCUACAUACCGAUUUCCACUAUGCUCCUUCCAACGCAUCGAACUCAUCAAAUGCAUCAUCUGGCUCUACGUGGUAUGGCACUCAAUUUCGCGACUCGGCUGCACACCGAGCCCGCAUCUUCUACGAGCUGGCCUCUGUAGGAUGGGACAAGACUCUUUGCGAUGGUGGAAUGAUCUGGAAUCCUUCCCUCACGCCAUACAAAAACGCUAUCACAAAUGAGCUGUAUAUCUCUGCAAGUAUUGCAAUGUAUCUAUACUUCCCCGGCGACCCCAUCGACGCCCCGUUCAUAACCACCCAAGACCCGGUCUCCCCGCAUAACCCCAUAUUCCUGAAAGCAGCAGUCGACGGGUAUACAUGGCUAAAGGAGUCCAACAUGACCGGUACCUACGGCCUCUACGCCGACGGCUACCACAUCAGAGGCUGGCGCAGCUCCUCGGACCCAGGCACACGAAAAUGCGACGUGCUCAACACAAUGGUCUUCACAUACAACCAGGGCGUUGUUCUCAGUGGGCUCAGAGGUCUCUGGCUCGCCACGGGCUCACAGGAUUACCUACGCGAUGGCCACGAAAUUAUUCACAAAGUCCUUCAAGCUACAGGUUGGCCGAAGACUACAUCAACGAAGUGGGCUGGACUCGGGCGUGGUGGUGUCCUCGAAGACGCGUGCGACUCACACGCCACCUGCUCGCAGGACGGGCAGACCUUCAAGGGAAUAUUCUUCCACCAUCUAACGGAAUUCUGCCGCCCACUACGACCACAGGAAGAACGGUUCCUGGCGGGUGACACGCGCCGGCCUAUAGAAGAUGAGAACUGGGAGCAGAUCUUCACUCGUCAUUUGAACCGAUGCCGUUCCUACGGAGCAUGGAUCGAGCAUAAUGCCCGUGCGGCACUGAUGACUCGAGAUGACGAGGGCAAGUUUGGUAUGUGGUGGGGUCUGCCAUUCUCAUCUAUCCUAGCCGACGGAAUGGCGGGUAGCAGUACUCUCCCAGAGGGCGCAGUGGACUACCUCAACAGGGUGGAUGCCGAGGCUUCGGGUGUACCACGGGACUUCAAUGAUCGCGGUCGUGGCCGUACGGUUGAGACACAGUCUGGCGGUGUUGCCGUGUUGCGGGCUUUGUUCCAGUGGCAAACUAGCGAUGCCCUCUCAUGA
Molecule: messenger RNA, 1731 nt
Organism: Penicillium longicatenatum
Lineage: Eukaryota; Fungi; Ascomycota; Eurotiomycetes; Eurotiales; Aspergillaceae
Product: putative glycosyl hydrolase
Exons: 1
Coding region: 1-1731 (576 amino acids)
Biological process (GO): carbohydrate metabolic process
Source: RefSeq, a predicted model, not a curated record